This is a messenger RNA of Geodia barretti, 681 nucleotides long. Lineage: Eukaryota; Metazoa; Porifera; Demospongiae; Tetractinellida; Geodiidae. The record is from the annotation of a GenBank genome assembly.
UUGAAAGCGGACUACGAGUGUACUCUGACAUUGGCGAUAGACGGGCCCGCCGCAUCCGGCAAGUCCGUCGUCGGCAGAGAGGUCGCGCGCAGGCUCGGCAUUCGCUUCCUCGAUACCGGCGCGAUGUAUCGGGCCAUUACAUUGGCAUCGAUUCAACAAGGUGUCGCCGCGGAUGAUGCGUGUAAACUGUCCUCGUUGGCGGCAUGCGCCGAUAUGCGACUCGUAACGCAUUCGAAUGGCGACAGAUUAUUGCUGAACGGCGACGACAUUACUCCCCGUCUCAGGCUCGCGGAAGUAGAUGCAAGCGUAUCAGCCGUCUCCGCCGUUAGCGGUGUGCGCACGGCGCUCGUGGCGCAGCAGCGCGCCAUAGCCUCUGAUGGCUCAAUCGUGAUGUGCGGACGCGACAUCGGCACGGUCGUACUACCGGACGCCAGCGUCAAGGUCUUCCUGACGGCAUCGGCAGAAGUGCGCGCUGCAAGACGCGCCGCCGAAAUGCAGCAGCGCCAGGAGACUUUCGACACUCGACAAGUCUUGGCAGCGCUGCAACGCCGUGACAAAAUUGACAGAGAGCGCGACGACUCCCCGCUACGCCCCGCCGCCGACGCGCUCGUAAUCUGCAGCGACCACCUGACGAUCGAAGAAGUGGUGUGUCAGAUUCUCGCUGAGGUGUCGCAAUGCUGA